This is a messenger RNA of Erpetoichthys calabaricus (reedfish), 1638 nucleotides long. RefSeq names its product lymphatic vessel endothelial hyaluronic receptor 1a (gene lyve1a). The coding region runs from base 399 to 1283 and encodes 294 amino acids. Gene Ontology annotation, cellular component: plasma membrane. The transcript has 6 exons. Gene Ontology annotation, molecular function: hyaluronic acid binding; transmembrane signaling receptor activity. The record is from RefSeq and is a predicted model, not a curated record. Gene Ontology annotation, biological process: cell adhesion. Lineage: Eukaryota; Metazoa; Chordata; Cladistia; Polypteriformes; Polypteridae.
UGCCAUCAUAAGUAGUACCAACACUCUUAUUUUAGGCUACUGACAACCCAAUAUGGCAUAAAUGUAAAGAUUUACCAUUGUGUUGACUUUUGGAACUCAUAUGUACAAAAUAGGGAUUAUAUUGAGUUUUUUCUUUUCUUCUUUUUUUUUCUCCUCAAAAUAUAUGUGAAACAUUCAUGGUUCUCUCUGCCUUCUCAACAGCCUGUGCUUUGAAUUUCCUGUUUCCUUCAUUGCUGAUGUUGCAGAUAAUCCAGAGGUCUCUUUAAACAUUUUAGAAGGAGCCCAUUUAAAUUGUGGGUAUUGAAGACUUAAAAGUUGAUCUGGAGUUAAUUUCAUGUGCUUAUAUUCUUUUUACUUUGGAUUUUUUUUUCCUUAUAUAAUAUCAUUUUGGUCUACCAAUGAUGACAGCCUUUUGGACAGCUCUAUUUUUUUUUUUUCCUUUGAGUUUUUCAUUGAUGGACCUCAGCAAAGCUACAGGUCGAAAAAUCACUAAAUGCAGAAUUUCUGGUGUGCUUUUUCUGGAACCAAUCCCAUCAUUGAAUUAUUCAAGUGCUGAUGCAGCUUGUAAAACCCUGGGCCUCGUCAUAGCCUCGCAAGAUGAUGUUCAGAAAGCUCUGAAUCACGGUCUGGAAACAUGCAAAUUUGGCUGGAUUGAAGAGAAAGUUUUGCUGCUUCCACGAAUCCAUGCUCAUCCCUCCUGUGGCAAAAAUGGAACUGGAAUAGUCAAGUGGCGUAAUUCUCUAAGUGCAACAUUCAAUGUGUUUUGCUUCAAUGCAUCUGAUACAAAGACUAACUCCUGUGACCCCACCAUCUACAGCACAGCAGUCCCAACUUCAUUAACAUCAAAAAUGCUUCAGAGUACUAGAACAUCAUCACUGACAUCAUUGGUGUCAAUGAUCAUGACCACAAGCACGACUCUGACCAGUGGUAGAGUCAUGUCAGUUACAUCUCUGGUGUCAACAGUUAGAAGCUCAUCAUCUUCCACAUCCACAUUCAGCAGUUCAUACCAAAGAAAGGCAUUGCUGCCAGCCCAUGAAGAGGAGCCCAAGCGCAGAGGUUUAACCCUGGCAUUAUUCCUUGUUUUUGGUUUACUGCUGUUAUUUGGUAUAAUUCUUGUAUAUUGCUUUGGAAGAAGGUGCAAAAAAACUGACAGAAAACCUGAAGACCAAAAAAAUGAAGCAAUAGAAACGAAGGUUCUGAAUUGUAACUUGGCUGAGAACGGUGAAGUGCAAAAUGGAAAACAAGAAGAAAGGCCACAAGAAAAUACCGAGAGCACAGAGUGACAUACAAAAGCCAACUCCUGAUGAGAGAAAUCCAGUAAAACAAGACAUAAAAUAUAAAAUUUCAGUAACAAAAUGCACAUGUUGUGUGUCUCAGAGUAAUAACAACAAUAAUGUAUUUUGAUUGACAGCAAUUUUGUACAAUGUGAAAAACAAAUCUAUUGUGUAACCAUAUAUUAGUGCAAUAAAAUAUGAUGGAACUACAUAUACUGUAAUUGCUGAAAAUGAGCAGUCACUUUAGGUCUGUCCUGGUUCUAAACUUUAUAACGUUUGUUUUGUGUCUGUAUAUGGAUUGUUUAUUUAUAAAGAGAAGUGUUUUCUUCUAAAAUAAAAAAGAACAUUCUCUCCAUGUCUACAA